This is a messenger RNA of Phanerochaete carnosa HHB-10118-sp, 1222 nucleotides long. RefSeq lists its product as uncharacterized. Lineage: Eukaryota; Fungi; Basidiomycota; Agaricomycetes; Polyporales; Phanerochaetaceae. The coding region runs from base 598 to 1188 and encodes 196 amino acids. The record is from RefSeq and is a predicted model, not a curated record. The transcript has a single exon.
ACUCGAACUGCGUCCUCCCCGUUAGCGGACUUCUCACUCUACACUCUCAGAGAUUAAUGUUGUAAGAUAUGGUGCUUUUCAAUGGCCUGCCUGGUACGGAGUGCUCUUUUUGUCUUCUGCAUAACAGCUGAAGGUAUUUCAGUAGUAGACAGAGCUCGCAAAUCAGCCCCUGCAACUACGUCUGCGAUCUUUGCACUCGCUUUGUGUUGCAUCCCUUCACAGAGAGUCUCAUACGGCAGUGAAAGUACGCCAGGAGCUCCUUCGUGAAGCAGACGUGGCCCUCUGUUGCGCUCCCUGUCGUUGAGCCUUGUCGGCCGCGUUCUUCCGAGAACGCUCGCACAUAUGAAAGACAAGCUGCCCUGAUGCCCGUGCUUUCAUCCGCACCAUCCUGCAGCCUUGUACAUAUCUGCUUGUCGCGUCACUCGAGGGGCCGCUCUAGGGCUGCUCUGUCUCUUUCCAGUGGUUCGCCCUUUGGCCUGACUCACGCAUGAGUCCUCGCUUAGUCAGAGCCUGAUUAUUGUGGCAUAAUUACUUGCAAUCCUAUAUAAAUGGGAGGCAGAACCUCCUGCUCCUGCAUCUCCUACCUUCUGCCUCACGAUGUCCGGAAUUUCGUACCUCUAUCCCGGCCAACGUUUCGCUCACAAUUCUUCUAUAUACCACGCCUCUCGGCUGGGCUCACCAUCCAGCCAACCAAUGUACGCCCCCUUUAUUCCUCCUCCCUCCUAUGUGCCACAACCAGCAGCGCAACCAGUGGACGGUCCGCGCCGCCCAUCGCAGCUUGGUAGCAGCCGCUUAGGCGCACACAGCAAUCGUGUGCGACGCACGCACUGGGAUCAUGAUACUCCACCCGAAAAUCAAAGUAGCUUGCACAAUAUUAGCAAUCCGGUAGGCUUAUGCCCUUUGUUAAUGUCCAAACUCGUGCUCAUCGCCUUGUUACAGAGUGCAGCUAGGAGUACGGAUAAAUACAUGAGCAGGUGGUUGCACCUCGCUGUAUACGCCGCAAAAGGCCGGUCACCCGCUAUGAACUCUUUCGUAUGGGCACUAUUUGCGUGCACAGAUCUUGAGCUCGGUAACAAUCCCAACGUGACGCUGUACUCCAUUACUCCAGGUGCUAGUCCAGGAAUAUGGAAGAGAUGUCACUGGAGCCAGAAUCUGCUCGGGGGCAACGGGCUGAGGCUCGUACUUUGACUCUCCGAUAGCGGAACAACACGCUAUACUAGGU